UUGUCAGUUUAGAGUUUCCACUGGGCUAAAAAGUUCACAAUCUUGAUAAAGGAAACUUUUAGAUAGUUGAAAGUGCGAGGAUUUCUCUUUAUCGAUGAUAACUGAAAGCUCUCAAGGAUGACUGAAUUUGCAAAAGUUGUCAGUUUAGAGUUUCCACUCGGCUAAAAGUUCAUGUUCUUGAUAAAGGAAACUUUAAGAUGGUUGCUAGUGUAAGAAUCUCUUUAUUGAUGAUGGCUGAAAGCUCCCAAGGUUGGAAAAUAAGAUAGCUCUCCUGUUGCUUUCUCCUGAUCCUUGCUCGAGUAGUAUCUAAUAUGAUCUUGAGUUUUCGUGUAUAAUUAUUUUGGACCAACAGGAGGGCCUUAAUAUUUUUCGAAUUAGCUCUUCUUGCUAUCGAGCAUUGAGGUGGGAUCCUUUAUUCAAUAGAUAAAUUUCUUGUGUCCACGCUGGCGGAUAGUAUGCGUAGAAUCUGUGAAUUGGGUAAUGCCCCUGUCUAGAUUUCUUGCUGAUGCACUUGGUGUGGUGACGAUUUGUCUUGUUGUUGUUCUGGUCCUUCUGGGUAUAUUCUGCAUCGUGUAUUCGUUUUACUUCCAUGAUCGGAUCCAUGGUCAAGGUCUUGUUCGGCUCAACUACUUUAGUGGUCCUUGGAUUAUCAGAAUUACAUUCAUCUUUUUUGCGGUUUGGUGGGGUUUUGGAGAGAUUAUUCGGUUAAAUCUGUUGAGAGGGGAGGGAAGAGUCCUGAAUUCCCUCAACUUGAAACGUCAGAAAACUGUUUGCAAAUGCUAUGUUGUUUCAAAUCUCGGGUUUGCCGAACCAUGCCUGAUCCUCAUUCUCAUAUUUCUACUUCGUGCAACCUUGCAGAAGUCUGGAACAUUAAGCCGGAGGUGGAAUGCAAAAACAGCUGCUUAUGUGCUUCUUUAUUGUCUCCCAAUAUUUGUUCUUCAGGUGAUUGUAAUUCUAAUUGGAACAUGGCAUAACAAGGAGAGUUUUGUGCACAGAUUACCUCCUUAUUUCACCAAGGCUUCAGCUUUUUCUAAAACAAAGGACAAUGAUAAUGUUGCCCUCUGCACUUACCCUCUGUUGAGUACCGUUGUCCUUGGUCUUUUUGCCACCCUCCUAACAACUUACUUGUUCUGGCUUGGGAGACAAAUUCUUCAUUUGGUCAUCAAUAAGGGUUUACAAAAGAGAGUGUAUACACUAAUCUUUUCUAUUUCUGGUUUUUUCCCAUUACGAGUUCUUCUUCUUGGAUUAUCUGUGCUAUCAGAGCCGGAUAAACUUUUAUUUGAUGCUAUUUCAUUCUUAGCUUUUCUUUCCUUUUUAUGUUGUGCGGUGGUGGCCAUCUGCAUGCUCGUGUACCUCCCCAUUGCAGAUUCUUUAGUCUUGAGGAGUCUACAAAGAGAUAUAGAGGCUAUGAGGUUUAUUGAUGAAUAUGAUUCACUAAUUCAUAAUGAAGGCCCUUCCAGAACAAGUAUGCUCACUAGUCCUGGGAGAAAUUCAGCUUCUUUGGAAAGGAGUGGAUCGAUAUCUUUUCGUACGAUGGUAAAAGAUGAAACCUCUGGGGCAUUUGUGGAUGUGAGCCUAUUUACUCCUAGUCAGCCUUCAACCCCAUCCGGGUCACCUAAACUUGUUGGCUGGCCUAUGCUCUCACCUUCAUAACUUCAUGGAUCUUAAAAGCUAAUGAGGAGGGUAUAACAUUUUUGGGGUGAAUGAAAACUCUGUAAAGGAUUGCUGAUUUUGUUUCUGUAAAGGAUUGCUGAUUUUGUUUUGUUAUUGACAUUAUGACAUAGGUUUGCUUGUUACUCAUCUAUGCUUUUUUUUAGGUGGAUCUCUUGUAUCUGUAUCUAUCAACAGUUGACAGUUUUAUAACAAUUAGCCUUUGUUUGAGCUCCA
Olea europaea var. sylvestris is the source of this 1887-nucleotide messenger RNA. RefSeq lists its product as uncharacterized. Lineage: Eukaryota; Viridiplantae; Streptophyta; Magnoliopsida; Lamiales; Oleaceae. The coding region runs from base 481 to 1653 and encodes 390 amino acids. The transcript is spliced from 2 exons. The record is from RefSeq and is a predicted model, not a curated record.